Messenger RNA from Pedinophyceae sp. YPF-701, 2115 nucleotides. NCBI's taxonomy places the organism in Eukaryota, Viridiplantae, Chlorophyta, Pedinophyceae. The record is from the annotation of a GenBank genome assembly.
AUGACGAGUCAGCAGACGCGCGCGCCCGUGCGGCCGAAGCGCGAGCCCAAGCCCCCGGGCGAGAUCGUCCGCUACACGCGCGAGUUCCUCCUCUCCCUGGCCGAGACCAACGUCCGCGCGCCCACGGAGCUCGAGGGCUCGACCCUCCCCCUCGUGCUCCUCACCGGGGAGCAGCGCGACCGGCAGCGGCAGCACGUCCGCGAGCUCGCGGGCGAGGGCGCCGACGCCUCGACCUGGGGCCACUCCCCGGCCUCGUUCGCCGCCGCGCAGAACCGCACUCCCGCGACGCCCGGCGCGGGCGCGGGCGGCACCGGGAACUGGGCGCCGCAGCCCGGCGGCACGCCCCGGAGCGCUGCGCGCGGGACGGACGACGCAUCCGCGCGCAUCCAGAAGGCCUCCGACGUCGGGCGCACCGCGUGGCGGCCCGUGGCGCCGGCGCACGGCAAGGAGGGCGCGCCGUCGCUGGAGCGCGUCGGGCGGCAGAUCCGCGGCAUCCUCAACAAGCUCGCGCCGGAGAAGUUCGAGCGCCUCCUCGGCCAGAUGCUCGAGAUCGUCACCACCGCGGAGGCGCUCCGCCUGACCAUCUCGCUGGUCUUCGAGAAGGCCGUCGCCGAGCCGACGUUCUGCAACCUCUACGCGGAGCUCUGCGAGGCGCUCUCGCGCGAGCUCCCCGAGUUCCCCCCGCCGGAGGGGGAGUCCCGGCCGAUCAAAUUCGUGAAGGUGCUCCUCAACACGUGCCACGACGAAUUCGAGGCCGCCCGGGACGCGCGCGAGAAGCUGCGCGUCGCCAAGCCGGAGGACGCGGCCGAGGCCGAGCGGCACGCGAAGAGCCGCACCAUGGGCACGGUCCGCCUGAUCGCGCACCUGCACCUGCGCGAGGCCGGCGACAGCAAGGUGGUGCCGAAGUGGGUGAUGUACGACGUCAUCCAGGACCUGCUCGGGUCCGGCAAGGCGACGCCGAGCGAGAUCGCGAUCGAGGCCGUCUGCGAGCUCUUCUCCAUCGCCGGGAAGACCCUGGACGCGGAGGCGGCGCCGGCGCGCAAGGGCAAGGGGGACCGCAACGCGAGCCGCGACAUGGAGCUGGACCGGCAGGCGCUGGAGAAGUCGUUCGGGCACCUGAAGAAGAUGUCCGAGGACCAGAAGCUCGCGAGCCGGCUGCGGUUCAUGAUCCGGGAGGUGCUGGACACGCGCGCCAACAACUGGGUGCCGCGGCGCGAGACGCUGCAGGCGAAGAAGCUGGACGAGAUCCACGCGGAGGCGGCGGCGGCGGGCAUCACGAUGACGCGCCCGACGCCCGCCGCGGCGCCCGCGCCCGGCGCGCCGAUCCUGCCGGGGAUGUCGCAGGGGCCUCCGCGGCCCGAGGAGGUGGCGCUGUUCCCGGCGCUGCGCGCGUCCGACGCGCUGCACGCGCAGGCCGCGCGCUCGACGAUGAACACGCACGACGGCAAGGCCUCGCGCCUCAUCGGCGACAUUGCCAUCGCCGAGCAGGUGUCGCCGCCGCAGCCCUCGGGCAACGAGCUCACGCCCGAGGAGCUCGAGAACAAGACGCGCGGCCUCAUCGAGGAGUUCGUCGCGGUCCAGGACGCCAAGGAGGCCAAGCUCUGCCUCCAGGAGGUCAACCAGCCCGGGUGGAUGCCGCAGCUCCUGCAGCAGUGCGUCUACAAGACCCUCGACCUCCUCGACGCCAAGUCGCAGGGCGCCGUGUGCCGCCUGAUCGAGCUGGCCGUCACGGAGAAGUUCCUGGGCAAGGACGACGUCGUCGCGGGCCUGGAAAGCUUCUUCGAGAUGUUUGAGGACCUCAAGAUGGACUAUCCGAAGGCUCCGGAGCAGCUGGGGAUGGUCACGGCGACGCUGAUGAAGUGCGGGGUGUUCCCGGCGUCGGCCGUCGCGGGCGGGCUGUCCAAGGUCGAGGACAUGUUCGACCGGCGCGAUCUCGCCGCGGCCAUCCUGAAGCAGGCGCAGGACAAGAUGGGCGCGCAGGCGCUCGCGACGAGCUUCCGGGAGGAGGGCCUGAGCGCGAGCGCGUUCCUGGCCGCCGACCCGGAGCGCGACGGCGAGCAUCCUGACGUGGCAGACUUCCUGAAGGAGCACGGUCUGACGGGCGUGCCGGUCUAA